AUGGCAGGAAUUACCAGGUCGUUGGGGGCAGAGAGCUCCCAGAGACCGGAAGUUACCAGAGGAGUCGACCGCAAAAUCGUAGAUUCAUUACAACAGAUGCUACAAGAAAAAAACAAUUUGGUUAGAAUGUUCAAAAAUGCUUUACAACGAAUGCCAAGCGAUGAAUAUAAAAUUGUUAUCAGAGCAGACAAAACACCAACAGGAGAGCACGAAAGACGUUUUAAUGCCCCAACAUCUGAUGAAGUUGCAGUUAUAAUUGUCGGCAAUGAAUUUGAUAAACGGGAUAUUGUUCUACAAAAACGGAGUAAUUUGUUGCAGCGCAUUUCAGAAACUCACCGUUCUUAUGAUGCUCUACAAUACCCGUUACUUUUUUGGGAAGGCGAAGAUGGAUACAAUUUCAACAUUUAUCAGAUUGAUGCAGUGACACAUGCCGCUACAAAUAAAAAGGUUUCAGCAAUGAAUUACUACGCUUAUCGUAUAAUGGUGAGAGAGGGGCAUAAUCAUCUGUUACGUUGCGGACGACUGUUUAAACAAGUCUUGGUGGACAUGUAUGCAAAAAUUGAAAGUGAACGUUUAUCAUUUCUGCGAUGGAAUCAGAAAAGACUACGUGCAGAAGAAUAUAUUCACCUUAGGGACGCAAUAUCGAGAGAUGCAAAUGCAGAAGAUAUUGGAAAAAUCGUCAUUUUACCUUCGUCAUUUACCGGCAGUCCUAGACAUAUGCAUGAAUAUACACAAGAUGCUAUGAUGUAUGUCAGAAGUUACGGUCGCCCGGAUUUAUUUAUAACUUUCACGUGCAAUCCAAAAUGGGUUGAAAUUGAGUCCCUUCUGCUUCCUGGACAGACUGCGGGAGACAGACAUGAUCUGACAGCAAGAGUUUUUAAACAAAAACUAACAAAACUGAUGGAUGCAAUAGUCAAAUUGAGAAUAUACGGGGAAGUUAGAUGCUUCAUGUAUACUAUUGAAUGGCAAAAAAGAGGUUUACCACAUGCACACAUUCUCAUUUGGUUGAAAGAAAAAAUUCAUUCGGACCACAUAGACAAGAUUAUAUCAGCCGAAAUACCAGACAAAGAAGAAGAUCCUCUUUUAUUUAACAUAAUCACUUCAAGCAUGAUUCACGGCCCUUGCGGAAAUUUAAAUCCUACAUCCUCCUGCAUGAAAGAUCGACAGUGCACGAAAAGAUAUCCACGCUCUUUUUUGCUCGAAACUCAAACUGGACAAGAUGGCUAUCCACAGUAUAAAGGAAGAAAACCAGAAGACGGAGGACAUGUAGCAGUAGGCAAGAUCAAACAAAGAGAAGUGCAAAUUGACAACCGUUGGGUGGUACCAUACACUCCCUUGCUUUCAAAAACCUUCCAGGCACAUAUAAACGUAGAAUACUGCAACUCUGUCAAAUCGAUCAAAUACAUAUGCAAAUAUAUAAACAAAGGCAGCGAUAUGGCAAUGUUUGGAGUCAGUAACGACAAUGAUGAAAUAAGUUUAUAUCAGAUGGGACGAUACAUUUCAAGUAAUGAGGCAGUUUGGAGAAUUCUGAGUUUUCCAAUACACGAUCGCCAUCCCACAGUUGUCCAUCUGGAAAACGGCCAAAGAAUUACGUUUACACCCCAGAAUGCGGCUCAAUUGGCAGCCGAUCCGCCACAUACUACCUUGACUGCCUUCUUCAAAUUAUGCACCGAAGACCCGUUCGCAAAGACACUGUUAUAUCCAGAAGUUCCACAAUACUAUACGUGGAACAUAUCGAAAAAACAAUUUUAUCAAAGGAAACAAGGUGUUAAAGUACCUGGAACAACGAUAAGAAGAAGUGAUGCUCUAGGCCGAGUAUACACAGUACAUCCUAACAACGCCGAAUGUUUUUACUUGCGAAUGCUUUUGCAUGUUGUAAAAGGGCCGACAUCUUUCGAACAUAUACGCACUGUUGAAGGUGAGGUUUGUUCCACAUAUCGACAAGCGUGCCAGAAAUUGGGACUUCUAGAAGAUGAUCAACAUUGGGAUACGGCAUUGUCCGAAGCAGCUGCAAUAUCUAUGCCCUGUCAGAUGCGUCUUCUAUUCUCAAUUAUUUUAACAACCUGUGCUCCAUCCGAUCCAAUGGCUUUGUGGGAAAAACAUCGCGAUUCUCUUAGCGAAGAUUAUUUAUUGCAACUGCGUAGAACUGCGAACAACUUCGAUUUGCAAAUGUCAGAUAUUCUUUACAACAAAGCGUUAAUAAAUAUCGAAGAUACAUGUCUGUCCAUCGUCAACAAACCUCUUCAGGAAUUAGGACUCCUUUCACCACCAAGAGACGACAUUGACAUAGUGGAUACUGAUGUUGUACGCGAGACCAACUACAAUCGAGAUGAACUACAUAGAUUUGUAGAGACUAACGUACCUCUUUUGGUAGGACAGCAAAGAACGUCAUAUAACAUAAUUAUGGAUCGAAUUUCAACUCAAAAGGGAGGUAUAUUCUUUCUCGAUGCUCCAGGGGGAACAGGAAAAACGUUCCUCAUUAACCUCAUACUUGCACAAGUGCGAAAGAAUGGCGAUAUCGCACUUGCUGUUGCGUCCUCUGGAAUAGCCGCAACUCUUUUGGCAGGAGGAAGAACUGCGCAUUCAGCGCUAAAAUUACCGUUGGAUUUUUGUGCAACUGAUACGCCAAUUUGCAACAUCAAGAAAAAUUCUGGACAAGCCACUGUUCUAAAAACAUGCAAGGUUAUCAUUUGGGUCGAAUGCACGAUGGCAAACAAAAAAGCUCUUGAGGCUUUGGAUAGGACUCUGCAAGAUCUGAGGGGUCAAGAAGCAACAAUGGGAGGAGCACUCUUGCUACUAGCUGGAGACUUUCGUCAAACUCUUCCUGUUAUUCCAAGAGGAACUCCAGCAGAUGAACUUAAUGCGUGUCUCAAGUUAUCAUAUUUAUGGAGGCGAGUUCAGAUAUUGACGCUCACAACAAACAUGCGUGUUCGCCUGCAAAGUGAUGCGGCCUCACAAGAAUUUUCGGAACGGCUUUUGCAAAUUGGAAAUGGAACCUUCAUGAAUUCGCCAGGCAAUUACUCCAUAACAUUUCCAGAGGACUUCUGCAAUUUGGCUGAAUCAAUCAAUGAUGUUGUUAACAGUGUUUUUCAAGACAUUGCCACUAAUUACAAAAAUCACGGAUGGCUUAGAGAAAGAGCGAUUCUAGCACCACGAAACGAUCAAGUAACUAAUCUAAACAUAUCUAUUCAAGACAAGCUACCGGGAGCUGUGACGACGUACAAGUCCAUCGACACCGUCAUUGAUCCAGAACAAGCUGUACACUACCCUGUGGAGUUUUUAAACUCACUUGAACCAUCAGGAAUGCCGUCACAUCAAUUACUCUUGAAAGGACAAAUAUCCUUCUCGGGACCAACAGCUACCAAAGGCUGGAAACUACCGGGAGCUUCAGAAGCUCAGAACUCCCAGAGUUGA
Messenger RNA from Homalodisca vitripennis (glassy-winged sharpshooter), 3414 nucleotides. RefSeq lists its product as uncharacterized. Gene Ontology annotation, biological process: telomere maintenance; DNA repair. The coding region runs from base 1 to 3414 and encodes 1137 amino acids. The transcript has 3 exons. Gene Ontology annotation, molecular function: DNA helicase activity. NCBI's taxonomy places the organism in Eukaryota, Metazoa, Arthropoda, Insecta, Hemiptera, Cicadellidae. The record is from RefSeq and is a predicted model, not a curated record.